CACGCGACAGAUAAUCCAUCCGAGUCGUUGCUUUUGUUGCAGUCUCGUUCUGUAAGAGUAGAUUCCAGCGAUUAAUAUGCAAUGACUUCCUGUUGGGAGUGUCAUCUCUCUUUCAGUUCUUGAAAAUUUGUCAAAAUCGCUGCAUCGCACAUGCUAAGCCCACAGAUAUAUUCGCCAUGGAUUCAGUAUCAAUGAGCAGUGGCUCGCCCCCAUUCUCGCCCGUUACGUACAACGACCAUGCUGGGAAGCUGUGGAUUGUAACGAUUCUGUCACUUAUUUACAGUUCGCUUGCAAUCAUGGCAAGGGCGUACAUCAAGCAUAAGAUGCUCGGUUUUGAUGACAUCCUGAUUGCUUUUGCAACGAUUUUGCAUUUAGCUCAGUCAGUCGCGGUAUUCAUUGGCUUGAACAACGGCCUUGGCAAAUUCAACUCCAUUACGUCGCCGGAACAAUGGGCGACAUCUUCGAAAUCCACUCUCGCAGCCGUUAUCCUCAGCUUACUGGCCCUGGCUCUCGCCAAAUGCUCUGUUCUCGCCCUUAUUCUGCGAAUAAUUGGCUCCAAAACCGGAAAGAUUAAAAUAUUCUGCAUUUCGCUCAUAGCCAUCAGUGCGGCUUGGGGUGUAGGUUCCUGCCUAGCAUUCCUGAUUAACUGCCGCGCCGAUACAUUAUUGACUCGGGAUAAUAUCGAACAAUGUCCCAAUCAGGAUAUACGAUGGGCCGUGAUCACGGCUGUCGACGUCUCCACUGAGAUGCUCACUUGGAUUCUCAUUGUACAACUGUCUUGGACAGUCAACAUGUCAUUCAGCCGCAAGUGUCAGGUUGCCAUGGUGUUUUCAUUCCGUCUGCUGCUCAUUGCCCUCUCGGUUACGCACUUGGUAUAUUUCGACAAAUAUCCAACUUCCGCCCAGCCUCAGUUUGCCAUUGCGAGCUCUUUGCUCUUUCAGCAGGUCAUGAUUGUGUGGUCCCUCAUUUCUGCCACGGUGCCGAACAUGAAAAACUUUUUAAAAUCCUUCUCCAUCGGCAUGGGGUUUCCACUGCCCCCUGACCUCAGCUGGCUCGAAUCCAGCCAAUCGUACCAGCUUCAGUCACUUGAGAACAGACACCCAAGGGGUACUUCCUCUACGGCAACGACAGCUGGAGGAACAUUGACUUCUGCUGGAAUGCAUGACCCCUGUGACAGCGGACUCCGCAGCCGCCCGUACAAUUGGAGGCUGGGCCAGGGUUCGAAUGAGACCGCUAUCAGGGCACAUGGCGGCAACAACAGCAGAGAGGAAUUAUUAGAAACAGAAGAAGACUAGCAACCAAGCCAAUAGUGAUCAUGACAUUGACAUUAUAAAAGGAUGAAUGCGUGUUGCUUACUGAACCCUCUCUGAAACUAACUCACCAGCCUUCAAUUCUUCAACAGUCAAUACUAGCUCCGGCAGUACUUUAGCACAAUAUCUAACCUCUUUGUAGUAAUUACGUCUUUUAGGUGGUAGAUAAGAGGAAAAAGACUGGCAUGUUUAGUUAGUCUCUGGUAAUAAAAGCAACACUUGGACAGA
Trichoderma asperellum CBS 433.97 is the source of this 1538-nucleotide messenger RNA. RefSeq lists its product as uncharacterized. NCBI's taxonomy places the organism in Eukaryota, Fungi, Ascomycota, Sordariomycetes, Hypocreales, Hypocreaceae. The record is from RefSeq and is a predicted model, not a curated record.